Messenger RNA from Besnoitia besnoiti, 1200 nucleotides. RefSeq lists its product as uncharacterized. Lineage: Eukaryota; Apicomplexa; Conoidasida; Eucoccidiorida; Sarcocystidae. The transcript has a single exon. The record is from RefSeq and is a predicted model, not a curated record. Bases 1 to 1200 code for a protein of 399 amino acids.
AUGAAUUCGUGUAUGCCGACCCGCCUUUUUCUCUUGUUGGUCGCGGGGCAGCUGUUGAUUCUCAGCUGCGUGGCGGAAGUGAAUGAGGCAACAGGAGAUGGGCCUCAGCAACGUGUAGAAGCUGACUCGGCUGGUACUGCAGCGCUUUCCGUUGUGGCGAAACCUGAACAAGAAGAAAUCACUCGGUCUUCAUCGCCAGAGAUAGUGAAUAAGCCGGAGAACCAGCGAAUGUCUGCCGCACCGGAAAGCUACAAGAAUGGCCCGGAACUUAAUUCGCUGUGUGGUGCAUCGCCUCCUUCAAGGGAGCAGCAAGAAUCUGAGAAGGGGACGCAAGCAAAAAUGCUGCAAGCUAGCACCGAUCUUCCUGAGAAGCCUCGUCGUCACAAGGAACGCUCGGAUGCGACAUUUUUGAGCUAUAACAACCUCUACAAACAGCAGCCCGCGCCGUGGGCUUCCCCCUAUCAGGCAUCUCUCGCAGCCUUGCAAUACGCUGUUGCUAGCAUGCUACAGCCGAUUCCACUUUUCUAUUUCCCGUUAGUCCAGCAGGGAGGCAUGACUCCGAGAGAAGGGGAAAUCUCCGGAUCAAGACCAUCUGUUUCUGGCCGUCGCAAGAGGGAAGGAGCCGCACGGUCUGAGAACGGAGAAGCUGAGUCUGAGCGACACAAAAGCCCCCGAAGGAACGAUGGCUUAUAUGAGGCACCUCUCACCCCGCCACAGAAAGACACGCACUCCUCAGGAUCACCGCGAACCACGGUGACGUCAUCCCAGGUUUCCUAUCGAGGAGACCGAGAUAGUGCACCCUCCUCUCACGCAUCAAAAAGAAGAGAUCACAGUUCAUCGUCAAAAUACUCUUCAUAUCCUUCCUCUGAAAGGGAUGGUUACGACCCUCUAGGCGAUGACGCUGCCACCCUCUUACCGUACUACGCCAGAGGCGCCUUCCCACUCCCCCUCUAUUUUCCGCGUCCCGUCUUCUCACAGCUCCUCGACGAGACGUCAGAUGAGACAGCGACAAAAUAUUUUUAUGACGAUGACUUUCAUUACAGCGCACGAGACCUUCAGGGUCAGCGGGAACUUCAGUACUUUCCAACAAUUCAUACAGGAGAUCACAAUGGGUUCCAUGAGCGCCCCUCCAGGCAUGAGUACGAGCACCGGCGAUAUGGAAGUCAUUACAACCACGGAAUGGAUCGGUUUUUCUAUUGA